CGCAAACUGUAUGGGUAAUGAUGAAUGUCCAUUGACAUUAGAUGAUGCUGGCGGCGUUUUAGGACAUGCAUACUUUCCUGACUCUAGCGGCACCUGUAGAGAAAUCCAUUUAGAUAUAAAUGAACGCUGGUAUUUUGGAAAUAAUCCUAAUAUACCCAAAAAUCAAACUAGUUUUCUUAUGGUGUUGGUUCAUGAAAUUGGACAUGCCCUCGGCAUAGCACAUAGUGCUUCUCCGAAUGCUAUUAUGUUUGCCUUCUAUCAGCAUGAGAUUCGUGGUCUAGAUGUUGAUGAUAUAAAUGCAGUACAAUAUCUAUAUGGAAGAAAAAACAAAUAUGAUUCAAUCCCAACGUCUACCACCGCAUCAGCAAUACCAAAAACAACAACAACUAUAAGAUCUACAACUCCGGAGUCCUCGGAAGAUGAAGGUUUGAUCGAAACAGAUAAUACUGCUAAUCAUUCGUGGCGGGAAACUUGUGAUACCAUGAGCAACAUACCUUUUGUAAAGGACAAUAAGAAAAAACUUGUCAUUAGACGAGUCAAUGGUACUGUGGAGAGGAAGACUUAUUUUCCGACAGUAAUCAAGAAUAAGCGCCAUAAAUGUGGCAUCAAACUGUACAUGUUAAUGGAACCCAAUGGUCUUAUUCUUCAAAUGUUGGUGUAUACUGGCCAGCUUGAUACGAUAGGAGGAAAAGGGCAUUCCCAAAAGGUGGUUUUGGAAUUAUUGCGUGGAAAACUUCUUCAUGGCCAUUCGAUAUACAUGGAUAAUUUCUAUAAUUCUUUCGAGCUGGCUAAAACUUUGCUGCAACAAAAAACUUUCUGCACAGGUAAUUUACGUACCGAUAGAAAAGGAGCACCACAAGAUGUUGUUAAGGCUAAGUUAGGUAAAGGUCAACAUAAAGCUCAGUACUUGGAUAGCAUUAUGAUUGGUAAGUGGAAGGAUAAAAGAGAUGUCACCUACAUAUCCACAGAAUUCAAAAAUGAAAUGGUAUUGGUAAAAAAUAGAAGAGGACAGGAAAUGGAAAAGCCAUUGCCUAUCGUAAAAUAUAAUGAGUGUAUGGGUGGAGUGGAUAGGCAAGGCCAAUUGAUGUCAUAUUAUCCCGCUCAGCGUAAAACACUGCGCUGGUAUAAAAAACUUGGGAUACAUGUUAUCCAUCUUCUGCUACAAAAUUCGCAUAUCCUCUAUAAUAAAUUCAGCGGUAAAAAACUAUCAUAUUAUGACUUUCGGUUGGCUGUUUUGGAGAAACUUACACCAGCAGAAGAAACGGUUAAAAUCCAGAACGACGACCUAACGAAGUCCACGAACCUUCAUGCAAACAAAGUCGGAAAUGGUCACGUUAUUAUACCGCCAUUAAGAUAUAAGGAUUCAGAUGAUUUGACGCCCAAAAUGAUUUGGUCAGUAAACAACUACGAGAUAGAUUUUCCUGAAGAUACCAUGGCACUUGACCUCAAUAAUACCGAGAUAAAUUUGUGGUAG
Molecule: messenger RNA, 1474 nt
Organism: Acanthoscelides obtectus
Lineage: Eukaryota; Metazoa; Arthropoda; Insecta; Coleoptera; Chrysomelidae
Source: the annotation of a GenBank genome assembly